Molecule: messenger RNA, 1008 nt
Organism: Symbiodinium natans
Lineage: Eukaryota; Dinophyceae; Suessiales; Symbiodiniaceae
Source: the annotation of a GenBank genome assembly
AUGUGGAACAAAAUGUUGACGUCCAUCGACAAAACCGGGUUCGAGAUUUCGGCCAAGGACUACAGUAGCAAUUCGCGCGCCAUCGACGGUUGGCAUGGCAGCUCCGGGCACAGAGCAGUCAUGCGAACGUCGGGGAUGUGGACGAACCUGAAAGCCAUCGGCUGCGGAAAAGCGGAACGGAUCUACAACUGCUGGUUCAUGGAGACGACCUCUGACCCCUUGGGCGAGUGCAAUGGUACAUACAUUCCAACCACCACGAGCACGACCACUUCGGUGCUAGGAGCUGAUUAUCCGUGGGUCAAGGGCAGGUUGGAGGAGAGCUGUGAUGAUGCUUGUGCCCGCAACGGCAAGAUCUGCACCCCGCAGAACUUCGCGCAGUUGAACCAAGAAGUCGACAGCAACGCUGAGAUGAGGCAGGUGCUCAGCAGCCUGGGUGUCACGUGCCAAAGCUUCUACGCAGAUGCCCCAGAAGGCGCUUUGUCGCCGGCGUGGUCGCCCUCAAAUGGAAACUGCAUCCUCAGUGGCAAAUCCAGGCCCGAGUCCACCUUUCGGUGCCAAACUAAGCCGAACACUUGGAGACGGCUGUGCGCGUGCAUCAGCAACUUCACCAGCAGCAACAAUAGCAGUGAGAAUGAUACCUUCAGCAACCUCACCAGCAGUGACACCACCAACGAUGCCGGCAAUCACACCAGGAACGAGACGAGUACUAGCACAGACGACGACCCCAACAAUGACACUAGCCACGACUCCCGCAAUGACACCAGCAGCAAUGACACCAGCAACGACUCCAACAAUGACUCCAACGAUGACAUUAACGAUGACACCAACAAUGACACGAGCAACAGCGACGAUUCCGGCAGCACCAUCAGUGUGAACGAUUCUGCCGAGAGCGUCAGCAAUGAGAGCAGCAACCCCCGAGACGACUUCAGCACGGCCAGUGCUGUCAGCGGUGACUUUGGCCUGGCGGGCAUGGUCUUUCUUCUGGUGUUGCAGCCACUAUGCAUCUAG